Molecule: messenger RNA, 2443 nt
Organism: Eriocheir sinensis (Chinese mitten crab)
Lineage: Eukaryota; Metazoa; Arthropoda; Malacostraca; Decapoda; Varunidae
Exons: 1
Coding region: 1122-2438 (438 amino acids)
Source: RefSeq, a predicted model, not a curated record
GCUCAACCCCUCGCUGCUCAACCCCUCGCUGCUCAACUCCUCGCUGCUCAACACCUCGCUGCUCAACCCCUCGCUGCUCAACUCCUCGCUGCUCAACACCUCGCUGCUCAACCCCUCGCUGCUCAACUCCUCGCUGCUCAACCCCUCGCUGCUCAACUCCUCGCUGCUCAACCCCUCGCUGCUCAACUCCUCGCUGCUCAACCCCUCGCUGCUCAACCCCUCGCUGCUCAACCCCUCGCUGCUCAACUCAUCGCUGCUCAACACUCCAGCUCGACUCACCGUAGCUGUUGUCACCGCAUUACCACCAACAGCGCUCCCUCUCAUUUCCUUUUACUAUUACGCUAUUUUUUUAUCAUUUGUAAAUAAAUUUUAUAGCAUUAUAUAGCUAAUUUCACAUGGAAGAAGAUGCAACCUUCAAAACUAUACCAACCCUUGUAGGUAUCGUGUGGUAACAUCUGCAAUGAAGUUCCCUGCGCAAUAUACGCAACCUUCGCUGGCCGUAACUAAGUACCGUAUCUUCCCCACUCUGAAAUCACACAUAAAAAAUAUAUUAUUUUUACGUAGAACACAACGCUACACAUGUAUAUAUCAUAAAACACUCGAUUUUCGGUGGUGUGGGACGGAUUAAAGCCCAAGCGGGCCUCGCUUAGAUGGGAGUGAGGGCGUGCGUACCUCCUUGUGGGACCCCCUCUGGGGCAAACUGAUGAACAAAAUGGCUCCGCGCUCCUCUCCUGCGCCCCAUAGAGAGGUUGCCAUAUGUUACCAUGAAGAAACUUAUCCCACUGAAUAACUAUACCAAAUUAGACGCAAUUUCAUCAGAAACUUUAUUUUUAAUGAAUAUUUUAAAGUUUUAUGACGCAAAAUGCGUCAUCGUGCGCCAGGACCUUUUUCCCUUAUUGACUCAAAACGAGUCAUCGUGCGCGAGAGGGUUAAUAAGGUAGAACAACAAAUUAUUUGUGAGGAGAUUACCAAACUCUUAAGGCUCAAGGUGAUUAAGGUUACGCAGAGGAAGGCGGAUCAAAUUAUUUAUCAUUUUUUUAAGGGAGAAGAAGAACGGUGAAUUUAGGUUGGUGCUCAAUUUAAAAGAAUUAAACAUCCAUAUCCCAUACAUACACUUUAAAAUGGAGAAUUUUGAGCAAGCCAUUAACCUUAACAAUGCAGGAGACUAUUUGGCUUCAGUAGAUCUGAGACAUGCAUAUUACUCGGUAAAGAUUGCAGAGGAGCAACAGAGAUUCUUUUGUUUUAAAUGGCAAGGUACAGUUUACCAGUUCACUUGUCUUCCAAAUGGUAUUUCAGAGGGUCCAAGACUUUUCACAAAACUGAUGAAACCUGUUUUUGCAACUCUGAGAGAGAAGGGUUACAGUAUUAACAGCUUUAUAGAUGACACACUUAUUUGCAACAGCACCAUGCAGGGAUACUUGGCUUGCAUACAAGAUACAAUCAAUUUGUUGAGGAAACUGGGUUUCUGCAUUAAUGAAGACAAGUCAGUCCUGGCCCCAACACAACGCCUUGAAUACUUGGGCAAUAUCAUUGAUACCAACAGUAUGAGAAUUUCCUUGCCGGAACACAGGGUAGAAAAGAUAACUCAAAGCUGUAAGGAACUCCUGGGCAAGCAGAGAGUCAAAAUCAGGGAAGUGGCUAGGGUCACUGGCCUACUGGUGGCUGCCAUCCCAGCAGUGGAGUUGGAAAAACUGCACUACAGGAAGUUGGAAACUGCGAAGAUUGCAGCUUUGCAGAAGGAGAAAGGAAACUUUAGCAGGAGGAUGACUAUCACUAAUGAGAUGAAAGCUGAUCUAACUUGGUGGUUAAAUAAUAUUUCAACACAGGAAAGGCAAAUAUUCAGAGCAAGCACAGAUAUUGACCUGUACACGGAUGCAUCUGGUACAGGCUGGGGCGGUCACCUAAAUCAGCAGACCACUAGUGGUUUUUGGUCAAUAGAGAAGAAACAAUUCCACAUCAGUGCUCUUGAGCUCAAAGCAAUCCUCCUAACACUUAAGACUUUCAGACUGGAGCUCUGUGGGAAGUACAUCAAAGUUUUCUGCGACAAUACUACGGCCAUGACAUAUAUAAAUGAAAUGGGAGGUACAAAGUCACUAAUUUGUAAUGAUAUCUCCACUUCAAUUUGGGAAUGGUGUGUAGCUAAUAAUGCAUGGGUCACAUGUUCACACAUACCAGGAAAAGAAAAUGUUAUGGCGGACAUUACAUCUCAUAGAGUCAACGACAGGCACGAAUGGAAGCUGAAUGAACUCAUUUUCCAAGACCUAUGUCACAUUUUUGGCACCCCUUCCAUUGAUCUGUUUGCAUCUAGACUUAACAAACAAGUGGCCUAUUUCUGUUCAUGGAAGCCAGACCCAGAGGCAGCUUAUUUCGAUGCUUUUUCAAUUAAAUGGACGAUAUUUGACCUCUUACAUUUUUCCCCCACUCUAUUUAAUCACUAGGUGCC